GCGUAUCAACAAUAUAUAUCCUUAUUAACGUUAGUAUUGCCUGGCACACAGUUUUUUCGGAACGCUCUUGAACAUUAGGCAGCCAACAGUAAACAUUCCGCAAAUAUGCAAGCUGCAAGUAUACUUCUUAUUGCCUUAGCCGGCACAUCGCUUCUGCUAGUUCGAGCACGAGCGGACAUUAAGCGAGAUUGUCGCCAGCAAACAAAAGUUUCUUGGGAAUCCUUGAGACAACUAAGGAAUGGCAACAUCGAACAAGACGACAUGAAAUUAAAGUGUUAUCUGAGAUGCUUUAUGGUGAAAAGUGGCAUUCUCAACGAGAACAACACGAUAGAUCUCGAAAAAGCCUUACGUCAUCUGCCACGUAGUAUGCAAGAAUCAUCGAGAAGGAUUCUCAAUCAAUGCAAAUCAAUUUCUGCGGAGAAUGCUUGCGAUAAAGCCUUCCAAAUCGCCAUGUGUUACGUUAAGGAGCAGCGGCAAAUCUUGAAAAGCGCACCGUUCAUAUGAAAUCGACAGUUACUGUGUAUUUAAGUAACACAAAGCAUCGCGUCGUACAAAGCAUUAAUGGAAAUUGUAGUAUGAAUUAGCCAGAUGUAAAAUGCUACUUAUACGAUUAAAAAGAAAAAGGAGGAAAAAGAAGUGA
Odontomachus brunneus is the source of this 640-nucleotide messenger RNA. RefSeq names its product general odorant-binding protein 83a-like. Gene Ontology annotation, biological process: sensory perception of smell. The coding region runs from base 106 to 504 and encodes 132 amino acids. Gene Ontology annotation, molecular function: odorant binding. Lineage: Eukaryota; Metazoa; Arthropoda; Insecta; Hymenoptera; Formicidae. The transcript has 5 exons. The record is from RefSeq and is a predicted model, not a curated record.